UUAUUGGCCCUUCUUUUCCCAUGCGUCCCCUUUAUGUCAGCCCCAAAAUUUAAUUCAGUUUAAUUUCCUAAAAAAAGCUCAUAAUUUCUUCUUAUCUUUGUUUUGAAGGGGGGAAAAAACCCUAGUCCGAAUUGAUCUAUUUACUUUAUACAAAAUCCAGAAUUCCUCCCAUAAGACAUGGAUUCAUUAGAGGACGAUUGUUGUUGGGAUUUUCUUGAUUAUAACUUCAUCGAGGAAACCACGACUUCUUCUGAUUUCUUAUGGCCUAAUAAUCACAGUGGUGGCGUGGAUAUUGAUUUUUCAUCUGGUGGUGCUGUGGCGCAAGAAAAACAGUGCACAAGAAAGAGGGGACACAGUGAUUCUUGCAGCAAGCCAAGGACCAAAGCUUGCCGUGAGAAGUUGCGGAGGGAGAGAUUAAAUGACAGGUUUCAGGAUUUGAGCUCUGUUUUGGAGCCUGGGAGACCUGCCAGAACUGACAAACCGGCCAUUCUUGACGAUGCUGUUAGAGUUCUAAAUCAAUUGAAAACUGAAGCUCAGGAGCUCAAAGAAACAAAUGAAAAGCUACGGGAAGAAAUAAAAACUUUGAAGGCUGAGAAGAAUGAACUUCGUGAAGAGAAACUCACACUGAAGGCAGAUAAAGAAAGGAUGGAGCAACAAUUAAAGGUUAUGGCUGUUCCACCUUCUGGAUUCAUGCCAGCCCAUCCUGCAGCUUAUCAUGCUGGAGUGAACAAGAUGGCAGUUUUUCCAAGCUAUGGUCUGAUACCAAUGUGGCAAUUACCUCCAGCUUCCCGUGAUACAUCACGUGACCAUGAGUACUGGCCCCCUGCUGCAUAAUUUUUUUUCUUUUGUUCUCUCUCUGACUCUGUUCCUGUCCAAUUAAUUUUCUGUCUACAAUUAGAUGCUUUCUUCUAGAGUUGUCCAACAAUUUUUGUCAGUUCAAUUGUAAAUAUAACUGCUUUUUUACCAACUGGUUUAGACAUUUGACAAUUGGCUAAUGCGUUGUCGGAGAUUAACAAGAAAUGUAGUUAGAUGGCAAUUAUUUUCUUAAA
This is a messenger RNA of Hevea brasiliensis (rubber tree), 1049 nucleotides long. RefSeq names its product transcription factor bHLH104. Bases 178 to 834 code for a protein of 218 amino acids. Lineage: Eukaryota; Viridiplantae; Streptophyta; Magnoliopsida; Malpighiales; Euphorbiaceae. The transcript has 5 exons. The record is from RefSeq and is a predicted model, not a curated record. Gene Ontology annotation, molecular function: protein dimerization activity; DNA-binding transcription factor activity. Gene Ontology annotation, biological process: regulation of DNA-templated transcription; intracellular iron ion homeostasis.